Messenger RNA from Orbicella faveolata, 1405 nucleotides. RefSeq names its product POU domain, class 3, transcription factor 4-like. Gene Ontology annotation, biological process: regulation of transcription by RNA polymerase II. NCBI's taxonomy places the organism in Eukaryota, Metazoa, Cnidaria, Anthozoa, Scleractinia, Merulinidae. Gene Ontology annotation, molecular function: DNA-binding transcription factor activity, RNA polymerase II-specific; RNA polymerase II cis-regulatory region sequence-specific DNA binding. The record is from RefSeq and is a predicted model, not a curated record.
CUCAAUUACUAAGUAAUUUAUUCAUUUAUUCCUCAAAUAUCUCGCCUUACUAUAUUUCAGUUUCUCUCCUGAUUUCUCUUGAUUCUUUGUGCUGAAAUUGUUACGAUGGAGCCAUUGAUAUCCCAAGAUGACACUCCUACAUCGGACGACCUCGAGCAAUUUGCCAAGGAGUUUAAACUGCAAAGAAUCAAGUUUGGAUUCUCCCAGACUGAGGUCGGUCUCGCUCUUGGAACGAUGUACGGAAACGUGUUCAGCCAGACGACCAUUUGCCGUUUUGAGGCUCUGCAACUGAGUUUUAAGAACAUGUGUAAGCUCAAGCCCCUGCUGGUUAAAUGGCUACAGGAUGCAGAUAGUAACAAGGGCGCUGCAAGUGGCAUUGACAAGCUGGGAGCUCAAGAACGGAAACGAAAGAAGAGAACGUCCAUCGAGGUCAACGUGAAAAGCGCGCUAGAAAACGAGUUCUGUAAAAACCCCAAACCGUCCGCGCAAGAAAUUGGAAUGCUUGCAGAAAACCUUGCCAUCGAUAGAGAGGUUAUUCGAGUGUGGUUCUGCAACAGACGCCAAAAAGAAAAGAGGUUAAGUGCGAUAGCAACUGGAACACCACCAGACGAGCAACAAGUAGGAUCAGAAUGAUCUGCCAUUACAUAUGUCAUCUCCCCUUGUGCUGUAUGUCACGGUUUCCAGGCCUUCACUAUAACAUUGCUAGACUUUGUAAGCUUGUGUAUUCAUUCUUAAGGACGGGCGGACUGUUUUGUUAAUACUUAUAUUAAUUUGAACUGUUGUCCUUUUUCCGUUUUCAUUUUCUUCAUCUCGACGUUUGUAAAUUUAUUUUUUAUAUGAGCUUAUAUAUUAUUUAAACGUUAAUAGUAUAACAUACUUAUAACGGUAAAAAAUAAAUACUAGAUACAAUGUUUGUUUUCUUUUUCGCUUAAGCAAUUAAGGAUCCUUUCAUGUCUUUACAAAACGAAAGCGUUUAUACUUUGAUAAAUGGGGAGUAUCAGCAUUGUAAACAUCUCACUUUGGAACAAUGGAGAAAUGAUGGAGUUACGACAUAUUGCGACAUUUAACUAAGAGAACGAUGUAUGUAAAAACGUUUAUGUAAAAUAGUUAAAGAUUAAAACAGAAAUAAAGCAAUGACCUUAGUAAGUAAAAAUAAAAGGAAGCUGAUGAAAAUCAGAACGUUUUCACAUUUUUUUGAAUGGCUUGAAUAAGCUACAUUGUAGCAAGUUGCUAUCUUUGAAGUCAUAAUGGUUUAAAUGGGGUUCUUUCAAAUUCGGCGAGAGUACUUGACUAUUAAUAUACGACCACGAUUCUUUUUUAACAAAGUUUCCGGACUUGGUCAUCGUUUUAUUAGUGGUUUCUCUUGAGACAUCAUCAUGUCAGCUCAUGUCCCAACGGUUAACUG